Molecule: messenger RNA, 4112 nt
Organism: Oncorhynchus masou masou (cherry salmon)
Lineage: Eukaryota; Metazoa; Chordata; Actinopteri; Salmoniformes; Salmonidae
Product: activating transcription factor 7-interacting protein 1-like
Exons: 12
Coding region: 255-3314 (1019 amino acids)
Biological process (GO): regulation of DNA-templated transcription
Cellular component (GO): transcription regulator complex; nucleus
Molecular function (GO): protein binding; transcription coregulator activity
Source: RefSeq, a predicted model, not a curated record
GAAUUGACGGACUGAAUAGGCUCGCUGUGGAGUUUAGAACAUACGAAUGUGGGGAGGGAAGUUUAGCACAUACUAGGAAUGUGCUGGUUUUGAGUGGUUGUGAUUCACUCCCAAUCAGUGACAACCGUCAGGAUAAGGAGACAGGUCAAGUUAGGUUGUUUAAAUGACUGUGCAAGUUAGCAUUUGCUGAUUCAAUUUAGCAAGUUCUGGUCACUACAGGAUCCUGUUUUGAAACUGGAUGUAAAGGGUCAAGCAUGGAUGUUGUUGUCGCAGAGGAACCCCUGAGGAAAAUUUUCAGAGCAAAAAAGACUAUGAAAGUCAGCGAUCGACAGCAACUGGAAUCCCUUCACACCACUCUCUCCUCUCCAUGUUCUUUGCCAUCCCCACCUCAGCCAGUAAUGGUAAAUGGGAAGCACUGUGAAGAUGUGUCUAUGGAAGUAGAUAAAGAAAUACAUGGAACUACACAUACCACCACUCAUGCCCCUUCCUCCCUGAUGGCCACAUCCCUAACCACUGAGACCUCUGAGGAACCAACAGCCUCUGAAUUACUGGUUUCUUCAUCACAGAACAUACACUCUGAUGUAAAAGAUGUUCAGGAAGAAGGAGAGGGGGACAAGGAGUCUACAUUACCCAGCCUUGAGGUAGAAGACAAAAUGAAUGGACUGGGAAAGGUGGAUAGAAAUUCCAAGGAGGAUGUUAUUGUUUCCUCUCCUGUGAGUUCAGAGAAAGCAGUAGCAGUAAGAGAGCGUGAGGUUGAUGGUAUGGAAGUAGACCUGGUACCAGGUACCACUCCGGACACAGUGCCCAUAUUGAACCCUGCUGCCUCCCUCCUCCUGUCCUCCAACACGGCUAUAGAGUCUGUCUCUUCCCCUUCGCUCUCCCCGUCAUACACGGCAGAGUCAGACCAGGAGGUCAGGCCAGGAUUCCUGGUGCUUAGUGAAGAUGAUGAUGUCCAGGAUGAGAGUGAUGAAGAGGAGGAACAGAGGGAAAGUGAAGGAAAGGUAGAAAAAGUUGAGGUUAACAUGGAGAAGCCAGAACAGUUUGAAAAUGGUGCUCCAGUUGACUGUCCUUCCCCUUCAUCACCGACGCCCCUUCAGAUUGAUGAAGAAGAGGAGGGUGCUGCUCUACAGAAGAAACGAUCCUUGUCUGGAGACUCGGAGGAUGGUGGUCAAAAGCAGGGAGAAAGAGACUUGGAAGUGGUGGAGAGGCAUCAUAAGAGGCCCAGAGUAGACUGUGAGGAGGUGGAGGCUCAUGUGGAGUUGAAGAUCAGUGGGAGCGCAGAAAAGCAACACAAGCUAAAGAAGGUGGUGCAGCAGCUUGUUGAGGAGCAGCUGGGUGUUCUGCAGCUCACACUAUUUGACAAGAGUCUUCAGGGGCUCAGAGACAGACUGGACAAAAUAGAAAAACACCCGAGUGCACUCAAGAGCCUGCAGGCAAAGAUUGGCCGACUUUCUAAGAAAGUUGGAACUGCCAUCCAGGCCAGGGAGAAUGCCAAGAAACCUCCAGAGGUACUGUUGCCACCUACCUCUACUUCUGCCACAGCAACCACCCAAGCAGGAUCAGGAAUUCUCGGCCUGAGAACAAUGGGGAACAACAUACCGGAUCCAAAACGUAAUGAUCAGAGCAGUCAAACCCCUAGUCCUGUACGUACUGAUCAGGGCUGUCAAACCCCUAGUCCUGUACCCACAGCCCCCUUGCUACCUUCCCCCUCUUCCACAGCCUCAGCCGGAUCUCAACCCACAUCCCAAACCUUGAUGCUGAGCACCUGUGUUACCCCAACACCAGGCCCGUCCGCCUUCCCUCUCCAGUCAUUCCUCAUACAGCUGCCUGGUGGUGGGACAGCCAUCCUUACCAACCCAACCAACUCCCAGCUAAUCCCAGUGUGCGCACUUCCCGCCAUGACGAGUUCCACCGUGACACCCACCACUGCCUUCCUCCUGCAGAGGACUACUCCCUACACCCCUGCUGCUCACAAGCCCCCCUCUGCUUCUGCCCUCUUAUCUCAUUUCGCUGCCACACCCACAACCAUGACUACACCCACUGACUCACCAGCUGCCACAACGUCCCACAUAACCACACCCAUACCCAUGCCCAGGGCCACAACCAUAACCACAACAACACCCUGGGCCACACCCAGGGCCACAACCAUAACCACACCCAGGGCCACAACCAUAACCACACCCAGGGCCACAACCAUAACCACACCCAGGGCCACAACCAUAACCACACCCAGGGCCACAACCAUAACCACACCCAGGGCCACAACCAUAACCACACCCAGGGCCACACCCAAUAUCUCCCACCCUGAAGACACUGGGACAGUCGGCAGGCCCAGCUCCAGUGUGUCUGUCUCCGUCUGUGAGUCCAUUCGGCUUGUGUCUGUGGCGAACUCCACUUCAUCCUUACCAAGAUUCUCAAUGCCAGCCACCACAGGCACUCAAACCUCUGUGCGACCAGCUGCCUCUGUGCAUCCAGCUGCCCCAGCACAACUAGCUGCCCCUGUACCACAGGUGCCUGCAAAAACAGGUAGUGAAUCUACAAAUACCCCUUCAGACUCCACGCAGGCAUUUCACCCUGCCAAAUCAGAAGCAUUCAUAGACCUGACAGAGGAGGAGGAGGAGGAUGAUGUUCUAGUUACUGGAGUGCUGAAGGCUCCGGUGGCUUUGAAGGCCUCAUCCUCGCCUUCAACAGCGGGUCAGCGAACAACGGCCACACAGCAAACAGCCACCUCCACUUCAGUCGGCACACAGGCCGUGAGGUCAUCUCUUGGUCAGACUUCAGCUGUUGGAUCUCCGCAUGCUGUUUAUCAUCGCCCCCUGCAGGGCUCCCCAUCUGAAAGUAUUGCCUCUGCAACAACCACUUCUUCAUCUUCCAUACCAUGUCCCCAGCCCUCUCCCCUUCCCCCCUUGCCUGUCCCACCUCAAACUAUCAGCCUGCCCCUCGAAGCGGCAAGCACCAGCCCUCCACAGCAGCCUCUGCUCAAAAUAACCCGGGUUCCGAGCCAGAAUGACGGCAUCGUGCUCUCCUGGUCUGUGAUUGAGGUAGACAGGAGCUGUGCUGCCGUGGACAGCUACCACCUAUACGCCUACCACCAGGACCACUCUGGCCCCAGCACACAGCCCCUACUCUGGAAGAAGAUAGGGGAGGUGAAGGCCUUGGCUUUGCCCAUGGCCUGUACACUCACACAGUUUGUCUCUGGCUCCAAGUACUACUUUGCAGUCCGUGCCAGGGACGUGUUUGGCCGCUUUGGUCCAUUCUGUGAGCCUCAGUGCACUGACGUCUUAACGUCCCCUUCACCGAAAGCUCCAAUUUAACCAAAUGUUAAGAUUUAAGUUAAAAGUUCAUUUGUUGUGUCAAGUCAAAACGAGGAGAAAUAUUGAUUCUGUAGAUUUUUUUUUUAUUUUCUUCUGGUAACCAAGGUAGCCAAAGUGAAAAGUUCAGUAAAGCUUCUGGCAAAUCUAAUUGCUCUAUUUUCAAAUGAAUGUGUGUUGGUAUUUUUUUUAUCAGAAUUUUGCACUCAAUCAUAUUUGAGCCCAGGUGUUUACAAGAGUGACUUAUCAUUGGAAUGUUACUGGAAAAUGUUGUUGCCCAUCCUGGUGAAAUGGGUUGGCCCCAUGUGACCACUGUCUGCCUGCUGUGUGUUUGACCACAUGGGUGCAGCAUUCUACCAAAAUGGAUAUCUUUGACACAGGACGAGAGGAUUUGAAAAUCAGACUUGAAAUGGCCUGGUCCCAUUUCUGAACGAUUAUGGAGAAAGUAUUCUUCUCCUUCUAGUUUCCUGAAGGUAUUUGAAAACUCAAACGUUUUAUUGCAAUUGUCAGUCUAACUGAAAGAACAUACUAUGAAGGGCAGAAUGACCAUGUUACUAUAUGGUAAUACACAGUUUUGCGUCUCAUGAGACAUGAACCUGCCAAAGCCUAUGUGACCUCUUUUCCUCCUGCUCAAUAUCUGCCACUGGAGGACAUGUUCUACAGUUAAAUGAUACAUGAUCUAGGGCCUCCUGUGUAUGUGUGCACAUCCUGUGCCAUUUUUUUCCUAUGGAUGUAAUUUAAUGUUUUUUUUAAAACCUUUUUGUAAUUUGGCUUGAACAGAACUAGUCAUGUUUUCCUAUU